UAUUCCCCAUUCUCUCUCUCUCUCUCUCUCUCUCUCUCUCUCUCUCUCUCUCUCUCAAGACCCAUGAUGCCUCUAUUCUCAUUUCUUGUAUAAUCUGUUAACUAGUUAUAUCAAACUCAUAUAUAUUUUUCCAUCAAAGUUCACACAACUAAAGAGAAAGAUAAGAACAGUACUGUUUCAGUAUAUCUAAAGAAGAUCAUACAAUGAUGAUGAAGAUGUUUGCAGCUUUGUUUGUGUUAUGCAGUUUGAUGAUACUUGAACCAGCUUUAUCAGCAGAUGCAACACCACCUAAUAUUCAAGAGCAGUGUACUAGUCAGUUUGGGAAAGUAGGUGCAUGUCUAACGUUUGCAACAGGGAAAGGACCAACACCGACACCGGACUGUUGCUCAGCUGUGAAAGAAAUCAGACAACAUCAGGCGGUUUGUUUGUGUUAUAUCAUCUUGGAAACUCACAAGGGUGAAUCUUCACUUAAGGAUAUGGGUCUUAAAGAAGACAGGUUACUUGCACUCCCAUCUGCCUGCAAACUAGCUGAUACUAGUGUCGACAAAUGCCCCAAACUUCUCAACUUAUCUCCAACUUCUCCUGACUAUGCAUUUUUCACAAAUAUAACAUCACCAGCUGCAUCAACUACUCCAAGUGCAUCAACAGCAACACCAGCAGCAGCUGCAGCUGCAAAGGAUGCUAAAUCUGUGGGAAGUAUGCAUGGACCACAUCUUGUUGUAGCUAUUAUCUUUUCUGUUGUCAUGUCUUUGUUCAUGGAAUGAAUAUGAUGAGAUUGCGGUGAAUUUUUCUGAUCAUACCACCUGUCAUUUAUGUAACAGAUCCUGUUGUGACGCCAAACUUGUAUGAUUUUACAAACUACUAUUUCAUGUAUCCUUGCUUUAAUUAAAAUUGCGUUUUAUGCUUGAAAUUUUA
This is a messenger RNA of Papaver somniferum (opium poppy), 915 nucleotides long. RefSeq names its product non-specific lipid transfer protein GPI-anchored 1-like. Lineage: Eukaryota; Viridiplantae; Streptophyta; Magnoliopsida; Ranunculales; Papaveraceae. The coding region runs from base 204 to 764 and encodes 186 amino acids. The record is from RefSeq and is a predicted model, not a curated record. The transcript has 3 exons.